AUGAGAGUUUCAACCCCAGCCCGCGCGCUUGCGGCGCUUACUUUCGUUUCUACCUCUUCUGCUCUUACCAACUCUUCUUCUGACUCUGUUUCUGCCACUCUUUCCAGUGGAUAUGUCCAGCUAGGUUCCUUCGACGAAGCCUACCAAAAAGCCAAGGCCUUCGUUGCGACCCUCGACAACGCCGCCAAGGUUUCAAUCAUCACCGGUCAAGAUGUGGCCAGCAACAGCACCAGCGGCAGCUCGUGGACCGCCCUUGCCAACAAGGAUGGUGUCUCGGGCAUCAACUACGCCUUCUACGUCUCCGGCUUCACCAUGGCCAACGCCCUGACCAUGAGCUGGAACCGCGAGCUCAUCGAGCAGCAGUUCCGAGCCGUCGGCGACGAGUUCUACGCCAUGGGUUACAACCUCAUCAACGGCCCCGAGCCCGGUCCUCUCGGCCGUGUGCCCUACGGCGGCAGAACCCCCGAGAGUUUCGCUGCCGACCCCUAUCUCACCGGUAUCGCCAUGGGCAAGGCCAUCUCCGGCAUGAACUCCGCUGGUGUCAUCGCCGGUGGCCGUCACUUCCUCCUCAACGAGCAGGAGACGAACCGAUCUUCUGGCAUUUCCGCCACCACCUCCGAAGUCUACACCUCCAACGCCGACGACAAGACCAUCCACGAGGUCUACUCCUGGCCCUUUGCCGACGGUGUCAAGUCCGGCAUGAUGGCUGUCAUGUGCGGCAUGACCCGCGUCAACGGCACCCUCUCGUGCGAGAACAACGCCCUUGUGAGCAAGCUUUUGAAGAAGGAGAUGGGUUUCCUGGGUCUUGUCUUCCCCGAUGUCAACUCUCAGACCACCUCGUACGGCUCCGCCAUUGCUGGUCUCGACUACGGUUCCAGCUCCCUCUGGACCGAGGACAUCCUCAACGCCGGAAUCACCAACGGCAGCUUCACGCAGGAGCGCCUGGACGACAUGGCCAUCCGCAACGUCAUUGGCUACUACUCCGUCGGUCUCGACAGCGGCAAGCAGCCCGCUACUGUUUCCUCUUCCACCGAGUACCGCGACGUUCGCGGUAACCACUCCAAGUUGAUCCGCCAGGUUGCCGGAGAGUCCAUCGUCCUCCUCAAGAACUCCAACGCCUCCGGCGCUGGUCUUCCUCUUCGCAAGCCCCGUACCAUCUCCCUUUUCGGAGCUCACGCCGGCCCUGCUCUUGCCGGACCCAACCAGCCGUUCAGCGUUCAGGGUACCGACAGCGAUGUCUACCAGGGACAUCUCGCAUCCGGCACUGGCUCCGGUCAGCUGUCCCUUCCUUACCUCGUCACUCCCUUCCAGGCCAUCACCGCUCGCGCCAUCGAGGACAACAGCAUGAUCUGGUGGCUCCUGAACAACACCUACACCUCGACCUCCUCCGGCGGUAUGGGUGGCGGUGGCGGCAGCCCCCCUGGCGGAAUGACCGGCAACGCGACGACCGGAGGUGGCUUCCCUACCGGAGGUAACAGCACCGGAGGCGGCAUGGGCGGCGGCGGUGGUGGUGGCGGCGGCCUCGGCAACCUCGGCCAGGGCACCGCGACCACCCCUUCCUUCAGCAACUACGCCGCCAACUCCGAGGUCUGCCUGGUCUUCAUCAACUCCUACUCCGGCGAGGGCGGCGACCGCAGCUCGCUCUCCGACGACGACCAGGACACCAUGGUCACCUCGGUCGCCUCCAACUGCAACAACACCGUCGUGGUCGUGAACACCGCCGGCCCCCGCGUCCUCGACGCCUGGAUCGACAACGAGAAUGUCACCGCCGUCCUCUACUCCGGCCUCCUCGGCCAGGAGAGCGGCAACGCCAUCACCGACGUCCUCUACGGCGACGUCAACCCCAGCGCCAAGGUCACCCAUACCAUCGCCAAGAAGGCCGCCGACUACCCCACCUCCAUCUGCGUCACCGCCGAGUGCGACUUCUCCGAGGGCGUCUUCAUCGACUACCGCUACUUCGACUCCAAGAACACCUCCGUCCGCUACCCCUUCGGCCACGGCCUCAGCUACACCACCUUCGCCUACGACAAGGUUGAUGUCACCGCUACCAACAAGACCGCCCUGGACUCCAAGUACCCCACCAGUGCUCUGUUCCCCGGUGGCCAGGCCGAUCUGUGGGACGAGGUCGUCAGCGUCAAGACCAAGAUCCAGAACACCGGUGCCAUCGAGGGCGCCGAGGUCGCUCAGCUGUACAUCUCCUUCCCUUCGGAGGCUGCGCAGCCCGCUCGUGUCCUUCGCGGAUUCGAGAAGGUCAACGUCGCUCCUGGACAGGCUGGCGAUAUCACCUUCAGCGUUCGCCGUCGUGAUCUCAGCUACUGGGACACCGCUGCUCAGCAGUGGGCUCUUGCGAAGGGAAAGUACACCUUCGCUGUCGGUGCCAGCUCGCGUGAUAUCCGCGGCUCUGCUGAGCUCACUAUCUAA
This is a messenger RNA of Colletotrichum karsti, 2421 nucleotides long. Its product is annotated as periplasmic beta-glucosidase. Bases 1 to 2421 code for a protein of 806 amino acids. Gene Ontology annotation, biological process: glucan catabolic process. The transcript has 2 exons. Gene Ontology annotation, molecular function: beta-glucosidase activity. The record is from RefSeq and is a predicted model, not a curated record. NCBI's taxonomy places the organism in Eukaryota, Fungi, Ascomycota, Sordariomycetes, Glomerellales, Glomerellaceae.